AUGGCUCCGUCUAAGCGACAGACGUGGAUUAACGUCUACGAUCCAAAGACGGGCCAAUACAAUUCUCAACUGGUGACUAAAGAUCAAUCAUCUGGCCAAGAUUCUGGUGUAAAUCAGGUGCCUAACAAAGCUCGAGAGGAGACAAUUGAUUACAGUGUCAAGUAUCCUCAAGACAAUGUGCAUGGACUGCCUGGCUCCUCAGGAACCAACAAUAGCACCUCGGACAAACCUGCUACCACAGACGGAACUCACCAGCCUGAUAACUCAACUGCUGGCAAAGUUAAAGCUCAACCAAUUGCCAAAACUGAGCGUAGUCUACCAAAGCGCGGAGGACUAUCGCAAAGCCGUUGGGCGCCGAAAGAGGAUGUCAAUGAGACCAAAAGGGGUCAACAGUCUACCGCGCUUACUGGCCUAUCCAAGAGUCAACAUAACUCAAAUGUAGCUGCGAAGCAGUUGGAUGAUUCAAUCAAACCCAUUGAUUCUGACGUUGUACAUCAAGUCUCUAAGACACUCGCUACUACUACUACCCUAGUAGAUGCUAGCAAAAAAGACUCCAAGCUUCACGACUAUGUGGAUACGCAGAUGAAUGCCGGAUGUAAUGUCGCACCGAAAGACUACAAGCUUGCUAAGACGAUGGAGGAUGAGUCUUCACCCAUUGAGAGGGUUUCGUACCUACCGGAACGUACCGAGAAACGAAUCAAGGAUUGGAUUCAGCCAACUCAAGAGAUUACCGUGGACCUUCAUCCAGAAGGGGUUACAAACCCAGAACGAUGCGCUGUAGACCCCGAGACAGGCCGUCUCAUGGCACCGGUAAUUUCAGCUUCUGAAGUGCAAGGUAUAGUCCAGAAGAACCCAGUGGAACCCAAGGAUGAUUCGAAGCCUCUUCCGGAGGACUCAUUGCCCGAGGAACUUAAGCCGAAGAGGGAAUAUAGGAGUGAAGAGGAUCUGCCCGGGAAGCGCCUUGAAGUCCCCUUAGUCUAUCCUGAAAAGCCUCUCAAUGAGCGUGAGAUAAGAGUGCCGUGCCACCUCCGACCGGCCAAGAGAGACGAUAUGAUGCAGGUGGCGGCAUUGUAUAAUGAAGAGAUGGACGCCAGUUAUAAGCUACCGGACAAGAGACAAGUCAGCCAUCACAAGUGGAUCAACAUCUAUGAUGGGUGCUGCACCGAGAAUAUGCCAUUUCUCGUUGCCGUAGAUGGCUGGUAUAAUGCCGCCGCUGAGAACAAUGGACCCGUCAUUGCAUUUGCCGUGAUGGACGUCGCUGUAAGAGGCAUCUUUGGCUCUUACAAGACAUAUGCCGCCCCUUGUGGGAAGCUCACAGUGGUUGUACAUCCUGAUUACCGUCGUCAGAAUGUAUGCUCAGCAUUACUUGACGCAGUCUUUAGCUGCUGCUCGGUAUACUACUCAUCGCGAGAGGGAUAUGAGUUUGUGAACAAAGAGCAAGACCGUAGAUAUAUGACCCCGAUCAACAAUCUACGCCGGUGGAGCUGGAUUGACAUCGACGUUGUCAUUCCAAGUGGAUCUACAAAGAAGAAGGUCGAGCAGAGCGAGCGGUUCAAGUGGGUUGCAACUUACUUGAGCGAAUAUUUCGACAUGCGGAUCGCUUACCACGACGAGAAGCUAUUCCGAGAUGAUCGAUACGAAAACCUAUGGCUCGAUAGAAUUACCUUCCGACACCAGUGCCGACCCCGAGGAACUUGA
Daldinia childiae is the source of this 1698-nucleotide messenger RNA. RefSeq lists its product as uncharacterized. The transcript is spliced from 2 exons. The coding region runs from base 1 to 1698 and encodes 565 amino acids. The record is from RefSeq and is a predicted model, not a curated record. Lineage: Eukaryota; Fungi; Ascomycota; Sordariomycetes; Xylariales; Hypoxylaceae.